AUGAGCAGCACGGAUGGUCCGGACCUAGCGGAGGCGCCCGAAGAACGGUGUUUCCUCAGCACCGCAGAGGCAGCGGCCCUGGAGCGGGAGCUGCUGGAGGACUAUCGCUUUGGGCGGCAGCAGCUGGUGGAGUGGUGUGGCCAUGCUAGUGCCGUGGCUGUGACCAAGGUGUUCCCUCUGCCCGCUCUCCCCCGGAAGCAGAGGACGGCGCUGGUCGUGUGCGGCCCAGAGCAGAACGGAGCGGUGGGGCUGGCGUGCGCGCGGCACCUGCGGGUGUUCGAGUACGAACCCACCAUCUUCUACCCCACGCGCUCAGCGGACCCACUGCACCGGGACCUGACUACUCAGUGUGAGAAGAUGGACAUCCCCUUCCUGUCCUAUCUGCCCGCAGAGGUCCAGCUCAUCAACAACGCAUACAGGCUGGUGGUGGACGCUGUGCUGGGCCCUGGUGUGGAGCCGGCCGAGGUCGGGGGUCCUUGCACACGCGCGCUGGCCACACUCAAGCUACUGUCCAUCCCGCUUGUGAGCUUGGACAUCCCCUCAGGCUGGGACCCAGAGACUGGCGGCGACGCCGAGGACGGGCUACGACCCGACGUGCUCGUAUCGCUGGCGGCGCCCAAGCGCUGCGCCGGCCGCUUCUCCGGGCGCCACCACUUCGUGGCGGGCAGGUUCGUGCCCGACGACGUGCGCCGAAAGUUCGCUCUGCGCCUGCCGGGGUACACGGGCACCGACUGCAUCGCGGCGCUCUGACGGGCGCCCGCGCCAAUAAACAGACGCACCACCACUGCCCCCUCGCCUGGGCCUCCUCUGUGCGCCGCGUCUGCCGCGGGGGCGGGCAGCCUGGGGCGGG
This is a messenger RNA of Budorcas taxicolor (takin), 850 nucleotides long. RefSeq names its product YjeF N-terminal domain containing 3 (gene YJEFN3). Gene Ontology annotation, cellular component: mitochondrion. NCBI's taxonomy places the organism in Eukaryota, Metazoa, Chordata, Mammalia, Artiodactyla, Bovidae. Gene Ontology annotation, molecular function: NAD(P)HX epimerase activity. The transcript has 6 exons. The coding region runs from base 1 to 750 and encodes 249 amino acids. The record is from RefSeq and is a predicted model, not a curated record.